AUACAAAGGCUUGAGCUCUCACACUCCCCCAAGUACACUGCUCAACUGUGACAUUUCCUCAGUUCAUAACACUUGGGCAAAACCAAAACCAAAACCAGAAACAGAAGCAGAAGAUGAAGCUCUACUUUCCACUUCUUCUUCUCUGUUUUCUUCUUCUUGGCUCCUCUUUGAUGGAUCCAGCCAUGGCUCAAGCUAAAUCAAAAUAUUGCAGUGACAAGUGCUCAUCGAGGUGUGCAGUAGCAGGAGUUCAAGAUCGAUGCAUCAAGUAUUGUGGGAUAUGCUGCGAAGAGUGCAAGUGUGUUCCUUCUGGGACUUAUGGCAACAAGCAUGAGUGCCCUUGCUACAGAGACAAGAAGAACAAGAAGGGCAAGCCCAAGUGCCCUUGAACGCAACAUCAUCAACUAUUUCAGAGAGAGAGAGAGAGAGAGAGAGAUUUGGUUUGAGUGUGAGUGUGAGUGUUAAUUUGGUGGUGUUAGUGUUGUAGAAAGUCAGUUUAAAAAAUCUAUGGUGAGUGUUUUAGUGAGAGAGAGUUGUGGGCUCUGCUUAGCAAGAGUUGGGUGUUGAUCAUCCUUUGUGUCUUGAUGGAUCUAGCAGUGGUUUAUGUGUGAUCGUGAUGAUUAAUGUCCAAUGGCCGUUGGAUUUGCAUAAAAUGAAUAAUAUUAGUAGUUAUGCCUACUUUUAGUA
Messenger RNA from Prunus mume (Japanese apricot), 684 nucleotides. RefSeq names its product peamaclein. Lineage: Eukaryota; Viridiplantae; Streptophyta; Magnoliopsida; Rosales; Rosaceae. The record is from RefSeq and is a predicted model, not a curated record.